CCACCCCGGGGAGGCGGUGGGGGUUGGGAAAGCAUCCCCCUUUGGCCUGGAUUUCGAGUUCUAAGAGGGGCGUUACCCGGCCAGCACCGAGUGUCUGGGGAUUAAAGGUCCCGGCACCAGAUAGGGAACAGCAGGAGUGGAAAUCUGGAAAGAGGAACGCGGCCAGCUUCCGUUGGAGCCUUCUUGCACAACGACCAAAGGGACAUCUGCAAGCUCACAGCGUCACCCGAGGACGUACAAACCCCUAGACCCGCUAACAGACUGCAGACCGGGGACACUCCCUCGGACGCACCCUUGGAUGAGAUAAAUUGCAAUCGAAUCUGCAAGAUUGAGAGGAGUUGGGGUGAUUAGAAGUUGAUUCACUAUAAAGAUUUAUUUAAGUAAAAAUGUCCAAAAAAAUCCAUGGCGGGUCUGUGGUAGAGAUGCAAGGAGAUGAGAUGACACGGAUCAUUUGGGAACUGAUUAAAGAAAAACUCAUUUUUCCCUAUGUGGAAUUGGAUCUGCAUAGCUAUGACUUAGGCAUAGAGAAUCGUGAUGCCACCAAUGACCAGGUCACCAAGGAUGCUGCAGAAGCUAUAAAGAAAUAUAACGUUGGCAUCAAGUGUGCUACUAUCACCCCUGAUGAGAAGAGGGUCGAGGAGUUCAAAUUGAAGCAAAUGUGGAAAUCACCAAAUGGCACCAUUCGAAAUAUUCUGGGUGGCACUGUCUUCAGGGAAGCAAUUAUCUGCAAAAAUAUCCCACGACUUGUGAGUGGAUGGAUAAAACCCAUCAUCAUAGGCCGUCAUGCUUAUGGGGACCAAUAUAGAGCAACUGAUUUUGUUGUUCCUGGACCUGGAAAAGUAGAGAUAACCUACACACCAAGUGAUGGAACCCAGAAGAUGACAUACCUGGUACAUAACUUUGAAGUGGGUGGUGGAGUUGCUAUGGGAAUGUACAAUGAAGACAAGUCAAUUGAAGAUUUUGCACACAGUUCCUUCCAAAUGGCUCUGUCGAAGGGUUGGCCUUUGUAUCUGAGCACCAAAAACACUAUUCUGAAGAAAUAUGAUGGGCGCUUUAAAGAUAUCUUUCAGGAGAUAUACGACAAGCAGUACAAAUCCCAAUUUGAAGCCCAAAAGAUCUGGUAUGAGCAUAGGCUCAUCGAUGACAUGGUGGCUCAAGCUAUGAAAUCAGAAGGAGGCUUCAUCUGGGCCUGUAAAAACUAUGAUGGUGAUGUGCAGUCAGACUCCGUGGCCCAAGGUUAUGGCUCCCUUGGCAUGAUGACCAGUGUGCUGGUUUGUCCUGACGGCAAGACAGUAGAAGCAGAGGCUGCCCACGGGACAGUAACACGCCACUACCGCAUGUACCAAAAAGGACAGGAGACGUCCACCAAUCCUAUUGCUUCCAUUUUUGCCUGGACCAGAGGGUUAGCCCACAGAGCAAAGCUAGAUAACAAUAAUGACCUUGGCAUCUUUGCAAAGGCUUUGGAAGAAGUCUGCAUUGAGACCAUCGAGGCUGGCUUCAUGACCAAGGACUUGGCUGCUUGCAUUAAAGGCCUACCCAAUGUACAACGUUCUGACUACUUGAAUACAUUUGAGUUCAUGGACAAACUUGGAGAAAACUUGAAGAUAAAACUAGCUCAAGCCAAACUUUAAUUUCAUGCCUGGGCUUAGGAGGAUAAAUGGUCUUGGUAACUAGGUCUACAGGUUUACAUUUUUUUAUAUUACACUCACAGGUUAAAACAAAAUCAAUUUUGUAAUUUGUUUAAAAACCAGAGUUGAUCUUUUCUAUAAGUUUACAGCCUUUUUCUUAUACAUACAGUAAUUGCCACCUUCCAUGAGUGUGGCAGGGAACUCUUUUUAAAUUGUAUUUUAUUUUCUAGAAGCAGUCUAUGAGUUACUUUAGUAUUCAUUCAUAUUCACUGUUAUUCUUUCUUAUGUUCCAAUAUAAAUGACCAAAAUCAAGAGUGCUCAAAAGGGUUAACAAUAGCCACAGUAUUGUUCCCUAAAAUAGGUAUAAAAUAGUACUUUACUCCAUUCCCUUGUUGCCCGUGACUGUGGGCACUGGGAAUUUUGGUGUUACAGAUGUCGCAGUAUAUGAGGUAGCUAUACAUUGAAUUGCACAUGACUAAAACAAAAAGUGUAAGUGUAACUAAAACAUGUUGAAAGACACUGCAGUCAUUUUUUUUUUUUUUUUUUUUUUUUUUAAGAGAGUAUUGAAAGUGUCCAAAAUACUAAAUGCUUUUGAGGCCACUGGAGAGUUCAGAAUAAAUACUUCUUGGAGGUUUGUCCUCUGUGUUUGUCUCUUUCUCCUCCUCAUCUGGCCUGAGGAUUUUGUUACCCUAAAUAGCAUUUCAUCCAUGUGCAAUAACAUAAGCUGCACCUUUUUUGGACUUCUGCUGGCCUGUUUCAUUUGUUUCAUAUAAAUGUGAUUUCCCAGAGAUUGAUAUUAAACACUAUUCUAGUCCAGACUUCAUCUGAACUGUUAAUUUUAAUUAAAAUCACGUGCUAAUGACUGUU
Molecule: messenger RNA, 2495 nt
Organism: Sciurus carolinensis (gray squirrel)
Lineage: Eukaryota; Metazoa; Chordata; Mammalia; Rodentia; Sciuridae
Gene: Idh1
Product: isocitrate dehydrogenase (NADP(+)) 1
Exons: 10
Coding region: 387-1631 (414 amino acids)
Biological process (GO): isocitrate metabolic process
Cellular component (GO): mitochondrion; peroxisome; cytosol
Molecular function (GO): isocitrate dehydrogenase (NADP+) activity; magnesium ion binding; NAD binding
Source: RefSeq, a predicted model, not a curated record